Tuber melanosporum (Perigord truffle) is the source of this 2691-nucleotide messenger RNA. RefSeq lists its product as uncharacterized. Gene Ontology annotation, biological process: ribosomal large subunit biogenesis; ribosomal large subunit export from nucleus. Gene Ontology annotation, cellular component: nucleolus. The coding region runs from base 1 to 2286 and encodes 761 amino acids. NCBI's taxonomy places the organism in Eukaryota, Fungi, Ascomycota, Pezizomycetes, Pezizales, Tuberaceae. The transcript is spliced from 6 exons. The record is from RefSeq and is a predicted model, not a curated record.
AUGCAUUGUUACCCGGCUUUCCCAGUGCUGUCAUUCAACCGCCAGGCUUCGGAAAAAUUCUCUGGACUCAAUUCUUCGUCUCCACUAUACAUCCUGCUAUACACCACAAUUCACACCGAACUUCACCACCACCACAAUUCCGCUGCGAUGGCCAAACGAAAGAGAGCCGGCCUUGUGAAGCUCACAAAUCUUCCUAUGCUCCAAAACCUCAUCCGCCGCGACCCGCCCUCCUACCAUGAAGAAUUUAUCCUACAAUACCGACACUACGAGUCGCAGCGCGAUAUCUUCAUGUCCCAGCCGGAGGGGAAUUCCGGCGAGACCUUCGCAGAUCUAGUCGGGUUUAUGUCGCAGGUGACCAGCUGCUACCCAGACCUUACAGAGAACUUCCCGAACGACUUGGCCGGACUACUGUCAAAGCACCACAACGUCCUCCACCACGAACUUCGGGAGAAACUCGUCCAGAGUCUGGUGUUGCUCAGGAAUAAAGACGUUAUCCCUUCGGCUACGCUUUUGCAGACUCUUUUCCCGAUUUUAACGACUACGACGAGCAAAGCACUCCGCGCACAGAUCUACUCUACCGUUACUAGUGAUUUGCGCAGUUCGAAUGCGAAGAUCAAGAAUCACAAAUUGAAUAAGGCAGUGCAGACGGUGUUGUUCGGGCUUGUGGAGGCGGGUAAGGACGAUGCUGGGUCUACGGCGGGUCUGUGGGCGGUGAAGUUAACGAGAGAAUUGUGGAAGAGAAGAGUAUGGGGUGAUGCAAGGGCUGUGGAGAUCAUGAAGGAAGCGAGUCUCUGCGCCAAUUCGAAGGUUAUGGGCGGUGGGAUUCGUUUCUUUCUGGGUGUGGAUCAGGAGAUGGAUGAGCAGGAGGAUAGUGAUGACGAAGGGGUAGAUAUUGGAAGGGCGAAGCAUCAGGUCGGGAUCAACAAGAAGACGAAUAAGAAGAAAAGGCAAUUAGAGAAGGCGUACGCUCUACUGAAGAAGAAAGAGAAGAACAGGAAUAAGCCGCAUCCGCUGGACUUUUCCGCUCUACAUUUACUCCAUGACCCCCAGGGUUUCGCGGAGGCUCUGUUCUCAAAACAUCUUUCUCGUAACAAUAAACUCACGAUGGAACAGAAGCUGCUUGUCCUCCAGUUGACAUCCCGCUUGGUUGGUUUACAUAAGCUCAGUGUGUUGGGGUUAUACUCCUAUCUACUAAAGUUUCUUACCCCCCGUCAGCGGGAUGUUACACAAUUUCUUGUCUGUUGUGCCCAAGCUUCUCACGACCUUGUUCCGCCAGAUGUAUUGGAACCCAUAGUCAAGAAGAUCGCAGACGAGUUCGUCUCGGAGGGUGUUGCGGCUGAGGUUGCUACAGCAGGCCUUAACGGAAUUCGUGAGAUCUGUGCACGAGCUCCGCUGGCUAUGAAUGCCACACUUCUCCAGGAUCUUACGGAGUACAAGGGCUCUAAAGACAAGGGUGUCAUGAUGGCAGCGCGAGGUCUGAUCGGAUUAUAUAGAGAAGUCGCACCUGAAAUGUUAAAGAAAAAAGACAGAGGCAAGGCAGCAACCAUGGAUAUGAAGAACAGGGAGGAUCUACGCUUCGGAAUAGAAAAGGAGGGAGUAAUCGAAGGCUUGGACCUCCUGGAACAAUGGAAAGCGGAGCAAAAACGACUCAAAAUGGCAGCAAAAGAUGAUGACGACACAAACCGGGCAGGGUGGGAAAUUGAAGAUGAUAGUGAGGAUAAUGAGACGGGGUGGAUCAACGUAACGAGCGACAACGAAAUCGAAAUUAGUGACUCGGAAGACGAGGAGGAGGAGGAGAACUACAAGCCGAAAAAGAAAACCAAAGUCGAUGAUGAAGAGAAAGAAGUCUUACCGGGGGAAACAGAUAUGGAAGAGAAAAAAUUAUCAACGCUAGCGACUACCAAAAUUCUCACACCGGCAGACUUUGCAAAGCUAGCAGAAUUAAAGACGGCAGCAGGGUUGGAAAGACUCAUGGGCAAAAAAAUCACAAACGAAGAUGCCGUCGAGGUAGACGCUAUCAAGGGCCCGCAAAGGCGCGGGAAAUCGGAUAAAGAGGCCCGGCUCGCGGCGGUCAUGGAAGGCCGUGAAGGGCGGGAGAAGUUCGGCUCCAAUAAGGGGAAACGGGACAAGGCGCACAGCACUACGAAUAAGGAAAAGGCCCGGAAAAAGAACUUUAUGAUGAUGAAGAGCAAGGCGAAGGGUAAGCAGAAGAGGAGUUUGGUGGAAAAGCAACGGGCACUCAGGGCGCAUGUGGAGAAGCAGAAGAAAUCGAAGCGGAAGGGAUAGGCUGGCUUGAGGCCUGUAUGUAUCAUAGGUUUGGUAGUGAUGAGGGUGCGAUUUUACCUGUUGCGAUCCUCAAAUUUUAUAUUAAGUUAGAAUGUAAAAGUAAUUGCCAAUAAUGAAAUAUUAGUACGAUACCCCCGAGAUUGUUAACAGUAGUACUGUACCGGCAGGGGAAUAGAGUCCACGAGACGAAGUGCAUUACGCGCCGGGGUCGGGGUUUUACAACGAGUAGUUUGCCAUUUUGUUAACAUAGAAUACCGGUAUUUCGAUAUUUGUACUCUUCCUGUAGACACAUGUCAAUUAAGAACUGGAAAAAUGGUGUAUUAUCUAUCACACGUUCUAUCAUAGGUGUUCGGCAUGCCGCAAAUACAUGCCACAAAUACAUAGUAUAAAAAAAAAUUUAUCCAG